Molecule: messenger RNA, 360 nt
Organism: Capsicum annuum
Lineage: Eukaryota; Viridiplantae; Streptophyta; Magnoliopsida; Solanales; Solanaceae
Product: inositol phosphorylceramide glucuronosyltransferase 1-like
Exons: 2
Coding region: 9-311 (100 amino acids)
Molecular function (GO): glycosyltransferase activity
Source: RefSeq, a predicted model, not a curated record
CUGGAGUCAUGGUGGUUGAGCCAUCAGAAAAAGUUUUUAAUGAUAUGAUGAGCAAGGUGACCACUUUGCCUUCUUACACUGGAGGUGAUCAAGGUUUUCUCAACUCCUACUAUGUUGGAUUUGCGAACGCUCAUAUUUAUGAGCCAAAUUUGUCUUCAGAUAUCUUAAAUUCUAGGAAGGUUCCUGAAAUAAAGAGACUUUCUACUCUUUACAAUGCAGAUGUUGGACUCUAUAUGAUUGCUAAUAAGGUAUCUUUUAGGUUCAAGAGACUGCCUUUCUUUGAGUGUGUUUUUAGUUGGGUGGGUGUGUAGGCUUUAGAUUUUAUCAAAACUGGACAAAAUACAAUUAGUUGGAGUGUUC